AUGGCACAGUCAGCACAAGAGAAGGACAAGGAGAAGGAGCAGACCCUUGAGGAAGAAAAACAACUAGAAGAAAAGAGGCUGCUGGAGAUACAGUGGCAGGAAUUGCAUAAGGGAUGGUUACUGCGGGAGGAGAAGGCACAAGAAGAAUUCAGAUUAAAGAAGGAAAGGGAAGAGGCCAUUAGAAAACAGCAGGAAGAACAGGAGAGAAAACUAAAAGAAGAAUGGGAGGAGCAGUGGAGGAAAGUGAGAGCUGAGGAAGAGCAGAAGCAGCAGAGGAAGCGAGAAAGAGAGGAAGCUGUUCAUAAGAUGCUCGAACAAGCUGAAAACCAGUUGGAAAAUUGUACCAUGUGGCAAAACCCAGAACCACCCCCAGGCACAACAGUAAUGGAGGAAGAUCGAGCUAAUUGUCCAUUCUACAAUAAAACAGGAGCUUGCAGAUUUGGAGACAGGUGUUCUCGGAAACACACUCUACCCAUCUCAAGCCCCACCCUUCUCAUUAAAAGCAUGUUCAUGACAUUCGGCAUGGAGCAAUGCAGAAGGGAUGAUUACGACACAGAUGCCAACUUGGAGUACAGUGAAGAGGAAACCUACCAGCAGUUCCUAGAGUUCUAUAAUGAUGUCCUCCCCGAGUUCAAGAAUGUGGGCAAAGUGAUCCAGUUCAAGGUCAGCUGCAACUUGGUACCUCAUCUGAGGGGCAAUGUAUAUGUUCAGUAUCAAUCUGAAGAGGAGUGCCAAGCAGCCCUUUCUCUGUUUAAUGGACGAUGGUAUGCAGGCCGCCGGCUUCACUGUGAAUUCUGCCCUGUGACCCAAUGGAGAAUGGCCAUUUGCGGGUUGUUCGAAACCCAACAGUGUUCAAGAGGGAAACACUGCAACUUCCUUCAUGUGUUCCGAAAUCCCAACAACGAAUUCUGGGAAGCAAACCGAGACAUUCACUUGUCUCUGGACCGGACUGGCCCUUUGGGAAAGAACCUAGACAGGAGAGACAGGAUGGGCCACCAUGAUGAGUACCGCAGCCGGUCCAGGAAGAGGAGACCAAAUUCUCUCCAUGCUUACAAAACAUACGGGGAGGCUGAGAAGAAGGGGUGGAGCAGUCACCGGGAAAGAUCUCAGAAAUCCUCCCAAAGCCAUGAGAGGCACAGUUCGCAGUAUGGGAAGAGCGAGAGAGCCCAUAGCCACAGGGAACCCAGCCGCAAUCAGAGGCCCAGUCAAAGCCGUAGCCAUAGUUGGAGCCGCAGCCGCAGCCACAGCCAGAGGCAGAAACAGAGCGGGAGCCACAGCCGCAGUUUCUCGCGGCCCAGGAGUCGUGGUAGGAGAAAGUCAAGGAGUAGAGACAGGACUGUUCACAAUCCCAAAUCCUAA
Suncus etruscus (white-toothed pygmy shrew) is the source of this 1359-nucleotide messenger RNA. It is a transcript of the gene ZRSR2, whose product is annotated as zinc finger CCCH-type, RNA binding motif and serine/arginine rich 2. The record is from RefSeq and is a predicted model, not a curated record. The transcript is spliced from 10 exons. The coding region runs from base 1 to 1359 and encodes 452 amino acids. Lineage: Eukaryota; Metazoa; Chordata; Mammalia; Eulipotyphla; Soricidae. Gene Ontology annotation, biological process: mRNA splicing, via spliceosome. Gene Ontology annotation, cellular component: U2AF complex; spliceosomal complex. Gene Ontology annotation, molecular function: metal ion binding; pre-mRNA 3'-splice site binding.